Molecule: messenger RNA, 3594 nt
Organism: Trematomus bernacchii (emerald rockcod)
Lineage: Eukaryota; Metazoa; Chordata; Actinopteri; Perciformes; Nototheniidae
Gene: xab2
Product: XPA binding protein 2
Exons: 19
Coding region: 1-2541 (846 amino acids)
Biological process (GO): generation of catalytic spliceosome for first transesterification step; mRNA splicing, via spliceosome
Cellular component (GO): U2-type catalytic step 2 spliceosome; post-mRNA release spliceosomal complex; Prp19 complex
Molecular function (GO): protein binding
Source: RefSeq, a predicted model, not a curated record
AUGCCUUCGCUAAACGGAAAACCCGAUGUUAUGUUUGAGGACGAUGAUCUCCCUUAUGAAGAAGAGAUCAUCAGGAACCCAUACUCGGUCAAGUGCUGGAUGCGUUACAUCGAAUUCAAGCAGAAUGCAGGAAGAUCCACCCUGAACAUGAUCUAUGAGAGGGCUCUGAAGGAGCUGCCUGGCAGCUAUAAGCUGUGGUACAAUUAUCUGAGAGAGAGACGGAAACAAAUCAAAGGGAAAUGUGUCACUGAACCAGGAUAUGAAGAGGUCAAUAAUUGCCAUGAAAGGGCAUUAGUGUUCAUGCACAAGAUGCCGAGACUAUGGCUUGAUUACUGCCAGUUUCUUGUUUCUCAAUGCAAGAUCACAAGAAGUCGGCAAACAUUUGACCGUGCCCUCAGAGCUCUUCCUGUUACACAGCAUCCACGUAUCUGGCCUCUGUAUCUCCGCUUUGCCCGUAACCUGCCCCUGCCUGAGACAGCCAUUCGGGUGUAUCGCAGGUACCUUAAGCUUUCCCCGGAGAAUACAGAGGAAUACAUAGACUACUUGCGUACUGUUGGCCGCUUGGAUGAAGCAGCUUUGCGACUAGCAGCUGUUGUCAAUGACGAGAGCUUUGUGUCCAAAGAGGGCAAGUCUAACUAUCAGCUGUGGCAUGAGCUCUGCGACCUGAUCUCCCAGAACCCUGACAAAGUGACAUCUCUGAAUGUCGGAGCCAUCAUCAGAGGAGGCCUCACUCGCUUCACAGACCAACUUGGAAAACUCUGGUGUUCAUUAGCUGACUAUUACAUCAGGAGUGGUCACUUUGAGAAGGCUCGUGAUGUUUAUGAGGAAGCCAUCCUCACGGUGGUAACUGUAAGGGAUUUCACGCAAGUGUUUGAUAGUUAUGCCCAGUUUGAAGAGAGCAUGAUCGCAGCUAAGAUGGAGGCCACUGCUGAGAUGGGAAAAGAUGAAGAGGAGGAUGUAGACAUGGAGCUUAGACUGGCCCGCUUUGAGCAGCUGAUAGCCCGGCGGCCGCUCCUGUUGAACAGUGUUCUACUGCGACAGAACCCUCAUAAUGUACAUGAGUGGCACAAGCGGGUUAAACUGUAUGACGGCAAUGCACGGCAGAUCAUCAACACGUACACAGAGGCAGUGCAGACGGUGGAUCCAAUGAAGGCCACCGGGAAGCCUCACUCUCUCUGGGUUUCCUUCGCUAAAUUCUAUGAGGAAAAUGAGCAGCUUGAGGAUGCCCGGACCAUUUUUGAGAAGGCUACUAAGGUGAACUACAAGCAGGUUGAUGACCUCGCUGCGGUGUGGUGUGAAUAUGGAGAGAUGGAGCUUCGCCAUGAGAACUAUGAACAGGCACUGCGUAUACUGAGGAAAGCUACAGCCAUCCCAUCCAAGAAGGCUGAGUACUUUGAUGUAUCUGAGCCGGUCCAGAACAGAGUUUACAAGUCCUUGAAGGUCUGGUCCAUGCUGGCGGACUUGGAGGAGAGUCUCGGCACUUUCCAGUCCACAAAAGCAGUGUAUGACCGGAUCAUUGACCUCCGCAUCGCCACACCACAGAUCAUCAUCAAUUACGCCAUGUUCCUCGAAGAGCACAACUACUAUGAGGAAAGCUUUAAAGCAUACGAGCGAGGUAUUGCUCUCUUUAGGUGGCCGAAUGUUUAUGACAUCUGGAACACUUACCUCACCAAGUUCAUCGAUCGUUAUGGGGGCAAGAAGCUGGAAAGAGCUAGGGAUUUAUUUGAGCAAGCCCUCGACGGCUGCCCUGCCAAGUUUGCCAAGACCAUUUACCUGCUGUAUGCCAAACUGGAGGAGGGAUAUGGAUUGGCACGACAUGCCAUGGCCGUCUACGAAAGAGCAACGCAGGCAGUAGAUGAUGGGGAACGACAUACCAUGUUCAAUAUAUACAUCAAAAGAGCAGCUGAGAUUUAUGGAGUCACGUACACAAGAGCCAUCUACCAGAAAUCUAUUGAGGUCCUUCCUGAUAUGCAUGCCAGGGACAUGUGUCUGCGGUUUGCCGACAUGGAGAGUAAACUCGGGGAAAUUGAUCGGGCCCGAGCAAUCUACUCCUACUGCUCCCAGAUUUGUGACCCACGGGUGACCGCAACUUUCUGGCAAACAUGGAAAGAAUUUGAGAUCCGCCAUGGAAAUGAAGACACUAUUAGAGAAAUGCUAAGGAUCAAACGCAGUGUCCAAGCCACCUACAACACCCAGGUCAACUUUAUGACCUCUCAGAUGAUGAAGGCCACAACAAGCUCCACAGUGUCCGAUCUUGCUCCAGGCCAAAUGGGAAUUGAUGACAUGAAAAUGCUGGAACAGAAAGCACAGCAGCUCGCUGCAGAGGCCGAGCAGGACAAACCCAAGCCCAAAGAGAAAAUUCUCUUUGUCAGGAGUGACACCUCUCGCACUGAGUUGGCUGAACUUGCCAAACAAGCUAAUCCUGAUGAGAUCGACAUCGGUGAUGAUGAUGAAGAUGAUAAUAACCAGGGACCAGAAGAGGUGCAGCUUGAACAGAAGAGUGUCCCUACAGCUGUCUUUGGAGGGCUUAAAGAGGACUGAAAGAUAUCUUCUUCACUCAAUUUUUUCAAAGAUGCAAUCUUCUAUUUUAUGUUGAUACAUUAAAUAUGCUCCAUAUUUUAAUGUGUGUAUUUGCUUAGUUGUAUCCACUUUAUUUUAAAAAUAAUUUGACAUGAGUCAGAAACAGAAUGGCUUCAUUUUUUGCCUUCUGUGGAAUUGUGUAGUACAGUUAAGAGAUAUGAACCUGUAUUACUAUUGGCCAUAGGGUGUCAGUCUUUCUCAAGUUUGAAGCUCAGGGUAGUUUUGCUCAAAUCCUAUAUUGAGCAGUUUUCUAUGAUGAAACACCUAUAUGCGGUUACGGGAUAACUGUAAUUGAAGUCUUUUUGAGUUUGACUUUACUUCCAGGCAACAUUUUGAAAAAAAUAGUUAAGAAAAAAACGUUUGUACACCUUUAUAAAUGCAGAGAAAUCUUCUCUGACGUAGAGAUCUGCCCUGGAAAACACAAGGGGGAGGAGCCUAGUUUCUCUCAACAUUAGGCAUUCAUUUGAAAGUGGAGCUGAGCAUUCAAGCCUCACAUUGUUGGUUUGAGGAUCACUAGUAUGGGACUCUGUGAUCCUGAAAAGAUGACUUAAAUUGUAUACAUAUGUCACGAAUUUCAAAAUCAUACUCUGGCUGCAGUGUUAUGUCCAAGUACACUUACAUAAAACCAGAGCUUGCAUGAAAGUUGAACAUUAGAAAGGCUGUAAAAUAUUUUUGAAACUACAUGAAUUGUUACUAUUGAAUUGCCUUGCUUUCAGUUCCUAACCGAUUUUUGUAAUAGGUGCAGCUGUUAAACUUUACUAGCAGAUAAUGUUUGCUGCUGUAUUGAUGCUGUAUAAUGUAUUUCAUAUGGUGUUGAGUGUCUACUCGUGACCAGUCAGACAUUUUGGGUUAACAUUUUUUUAAAGUUCUCCUUUCACCACAGCAUAAUGUUUUUCAAUUAUGGAACACCAGUUCUUAAUUGACAGGCUGGUCUCUGCAAAUGUCUAAAACUUAUUUUCUCAUUGUCUUGAAUCCUAUUGUAAUAAAAAAAAAAAACGAUUUAUACCUGUUAAA